AUGGCGGUGCCGGAGAGCGGCGGCGCCGGCAAGGGGAGCAAUGGAGAGGCGGUGGGUUCCGGUGCAGUGGACAAGCACGCCGCGGUCGUCCGCCGCGCGGCGGGGAUAGCCAGCGUGGAGGCCAAGCGGAGCGCCACCGCGGAUGUCCGCCGCGCGGCGGGGGCUUCCGGGACCGUGGGUUACCCCGACGGCGGCGGGCGCCGGGACGACGAGCCCGUCCGCGAGGAGCUGCACGGCAGCGGCGGCGACUACAACGACCCCUCCAAGUCCAAGCGUGUCCGCGGCGAGCCCCACGUCGAGCGCGCGCUCUCCGCGGUGUUCCGCGGCGAGGAGACCCACGUCGAGCGCGUGCCCAGCGAGGAGGUCUUCGGCGAGGCCGACGUCGAGCAGGACCUCGGAGAUGCCGUGAACUACCUCCGCGGCGAUGAGGACUACGUCGGCCGCGAGAUCACCGUCGAUGUUCGCUGCGGCGCCCACGUCAAGGUCAAGCGCGCCGCCGAGUUACCCGACGAGGUCCUCGUCGAGGAGCUCGAUGGCCAAAACGACUGCGAGCUCACCGCGGUGUUCCGCGGCGAGGAGGCCUACGUCGAGCCCGCGCCGGGCUGGGAGGUCCGCGGCGAGGACGCCGCGGAGGCCUACGUCGAGCGCGCGCUCUCCGCGGUGUUCCGCGGCGAGGAGACCCACGUCGAGCGCGUGCCCAGCGAGGAGGUCUUCGGCGAGGCCGACGUCGAGCAGGACCUCGGAGAUGCCGUGAACUACCUCCGCGGCGAUGAGGACUACGUCGGCCGCGAGAUCACCGUCGAUGUUCUCUGCGGCGCCCACGUCAAGGUCAAGCGCGCCGCCGAGUUACCCGACGAGGUCCUCGUCGAGGAGCUCGAUGGCCAAAACGACUGCGCGCUCACCGCGGUGUUCCGCGGCGAGGAGGCCUACGUCGAGCCCGCGCUGGGCGGGGAGGUCCGCCGCGAGCACGGCGAGGAGGUCCACGUCGAGCCCGCGCCGGGCGGGGAGGUCCGCCGCGAGCACGGCGAGGAGGUCCACGUCGAGCACGUCGUUGUACUGGACCACGAGCCGGUGGAGGCUACUGCGGGCUUGGUUCUCGGUGCUCCCGUUCCGGCGGCUGUACGCGCGGCCGUGUUAGAGGCUCGCGCUCUCAAGAACAUGGAGGGUGCCAAAGCGGCUAAAGAAGCAAGAAAACUUUGGGAGCGCGGGAACUUAAAUGGUAGCAACAAUGGUUGCAAUUCCAAUUCACCCUCGCCUUCUGAGAAAAGAAGGUUUGCUGACCCUAAAGAAAAGAUUUUUCAGAAAUUUGAUGUAGAGGCCUCCUACCUUACUGGGAAUGAAGACAGUGAUAGCAAGUACAGACGUUUGGUUGAUUUAUUCAACCAAAUGAUCUCUCUGAUGGAAGCCGUUGAACAUGGUCUGUCACUUGAAGAUUCUAAGGACCUCGAACGUGAAAUGAAAUCAACUAUUCACGAGAUAAGAAAGGUCCGUCAGACUAUAAGAGUGAUGGGUGGCAAAGCCCCAAAUACCCCACCAGAGUUUCUAUUCAGAGAUGUCUUAGAGUAAACAUUCUUCGUGAAGAGGUUUCGGCUCUCUGUCGUGAUUUCUGUUGUGUCCUGAUUUCUGUACAUGAAUGAAUUUGUUUAGUUACUGACUCAAAGUGUUGCCUAUGAUUCCUGGUAGUUUUUUUGGCUGGGUUUUUUUACCAAGGCUAGCAGAGGGUGGUCUGCUCCAGUAGUUCUGUCCCAGACCCUCUAUGAUUCUCUCUCUUUUGCUGCACUCUUUUACUCCUUUCAUGUAAAAACUCUAUGAUACAUUUGUAGUAAUGGAAAUGGGGCCAUGCAGCCCUUGAUAAAAAAAAAAUGUUGCCUAUGAUUUCUGUGCAUGACUAUCAACUGGUGCAGAUGUUGAGUUCUUUGUUACUCGAUUUCUGCAUACUUGGAUAAUUCUUACUAUGCC
This is a messenger RNA of Oryza sativa Japonica Group (Japanese rice), 1959 nucleotides long. The record is from RefSeq and is a predicted model, not a curated record. NCBI's taxonomy places the organism in Eukaryota, Viridiplantae, Streptophyta, Magnoliopsida, Poales, Poaceae.